CGGUUCCGAGAGCCAAGCGGCAGCAGCCUCUCCUCUGGCAGAUGAAUGCAGAGCCCCCACCUCCUCCCUGGAUUUGGAUGGUCCCGAGUGCGGCUGGGCUCUUCAGGAUAGGUGGGGCCGGGGUGGUGCCCCCUCCGCUUCUGCUCUCUUCGCCACAUCCUCCCCACCCUGCUCCACUGCUCCAGGGGCUUCCUGGCUGGCAAGUCCCCUGCGAGCCUUUCUUGCCUCUGUCAGUGCCCUCUGCGCCAGAUCAGCGCCCUGGUGUGCACCAGUAUCCCUUCCUGAAUGGGCAGUGGAUGUUUGGAGCUCAUUCUCCAGUUAUAGGAUUUUCACCUUCUUCUAGUGUGGAAUUUGUUCCUAUCUUCCCACAUGUAUACACAUCUACUAUUCCACCUCAUGCCAGGAAAAGUUGGAGAGAUAAGAGACUACCUAAUUGCAAGAUAUAUUUAAAUAACGCAUUUGCUCUGGAUUCAGCAUGGAUACAUCCUGAGGAAUCAAGAAUCUUCCAGGGACAUGAGAAGCCUCUUUUAAUGACAAAUCAAGUAGCUAUGGCUAUAUCUAGGCCAGCUACUGCCUCAAGACCUCUUCCCACAGUGGUGUUAACACCUCAGCCCAUACCAGGUGGUUGCCAGAAUAGCCUUAAACAAGUGGGCAGUCAUCAGACAAUUGCAUUAGCUGCUGCUGCAGCAGCAGCUGCCAUGGUGUCCGUAGAUUCAGAAGCAACUCAGGGACCAUCACCUACAAGUAUCCAACCUUGCCAUGUGCUCACUCUGUCACCUGUCAAAAUACCAGUUUUGACUUCACCGUUUCCAGGUGCUGCUUCUAGAGUGGAUGCUCAUAUGACUCCUUUGAUGCCAACGCAAGUCACCAGGGUUGCUGCUGUAUCUACACCAGCUGUGACUUUCAUGGCAACCAAUUUCAUGGAUCAGACAUUAACAGAUAAAGGCAAAGAAUCAAGCAGAGCCUCCUGCCCACCAACAUUGAUUUUACAUACCGACAGGAAAAGCAAGCCAACAGAGAAUGAUGAGGAUAAGGAUCAUCCUUUGAAACUAGUAAAUGAAGAUGAUAGCAUUUCAAAUGGCAACAAGCCUGUGGCAUCUACUCCUGUACCAGGAUCACCAUGGUGUGUAGUCUGGACUGGAGAUGACCGAGUCUUCUUCUUCAACCCUACAAUGCAGCUGUCAGUAUGGGAGAAACCAGUGGAUCUAAAGAAUCGUGGUGAUAUUAAUAGAAUCAUUGAAGAUCCACCUCAUAAACGCAAGCUGGAAACUUCAGCAACAGAUAAAAGUGAUAGUUCUUGUCCAGAGGAAGUAAGUGAUGACCAUAGCACCAAAACCAAGAGAAAUAAAACGGAAGAUCCCCAGAAUGCUGAUCAGGAGAAGGUUGAAGUGGAACAGAAAAUUGUGAAAACAUCAGCACAUCAGAUUAUUCUUCCUUUAGAAGAACGCAUUGCCCAUUUCAGAGAUAUGCUUCUGGAAAGAGGGGUCUCAGCAUUUUCUACAUGGGAAAAAGAAUUACACAAAAUAGUAUUUGACCCACGCUACCUUCUGCUAAACUCUGAAGAACGUAAACAGAUAUUUGAGCAGUUUGUCAAGACCAGAAUAAGAGACGAGUACAAGGAAAAGAAAAAUAAAUUAUUGCUAGCCAAAGAAGAAUUUAAAAAACUUCUGGAGGAAUCCAAACUGUCACCAAGAACAACAUUUAAAGAGUUUGCAGAGAAAUAUGGCAGAGAUCAGCGGUUUCGACUUGUUCAGAAGAAAAAAGACCAAGAGCAUUUUUUCAACCAGUUCAUUCUUAUUCUUAAAAAGCGGGACAAAGAAAACAGAAUAAGGCUACGGAAAAUGAGAUAA
Terrapene triunguis (Three-toed box turtle) is the source of this 1850-nucleotide messenger RNA. RefSeq names its product transcription elongation regulator 1 like (gene TCERG1L). Lineage: Eukaryota; Metazoa; Chordata; Testudines; Emydidae. Gene Ontology annotation, molecular function: transcription coregulator activity; RNA polymerase binding. The coding region runs from base 42 to 1850 and encodes 602 amino acids. The record is from RefSeq and is a predicted model, not a curated record. Gene Ontology annotation, cellular component: nucleus. The transcript is spliced from 13 exons.